This is a messenger RNA of Condylostylus longicornis, 1247 nucleotides long. RefSeq names its product ribosome biogenesis protein SLX9 homolog. Gene Ontology annotation, biological process: maturation of SSU-rRNA from tricistronic rRNA transcript (SSU-rRNA, 5.8S rRNA, LSU-rRNA). The transcript has a single exon. Bases 70 to 708 code for a protein of 212 amino acids. NCBI's taxonomy places the organism in Eukaryota, Metazoa, Arthropoda, Insecta, Diptera, Dolichopodidae. Gene Ontology annotation, cellular component: preribosome, small subunit precursor; 90S preribosome; nucleolus. The record is from RefSeq and is a predicted model, not a curated record.
AGAGUUUGGUGCCAGUUUAUUAUUAAAUAUUAAAAGUAUAAAAAUCAUAAUAAAAAUAAACCUUUUAACAUGGGUAAAAUAAAUAAAAAACUACCCAUUAAAACGCUCACAAACAAAAACAAAUUUACAAAAUCAAUUAAAGAAACUAAUAAUGCUAAAGAUUCAGCUGCAGGUAUUGGAAAUGAUACAGGAAGCAAACCUUCGACCAUUAUCACAAAAAAUCUUGAUACUAAUAAAAAAGAUUUAGUAAAACCUAAAGAAAAAUCAAAAAUACUUUUUCAAAAAACAAUUACACUACAAAAAUCAAAAACUAAAAAAGAAAAAAUGAAAAUAAAGAAGAAAGCUUUAAUGGAAAAAAUAGAUUGGAUUAAGGAACAAGAAUUAGAAAAUGCAAAGAAAAAGAAAAGGGAGAAAAGGAAAAUAAUUGGAGAUUUAAAUCCAUUAAAAGAUGCUUUACCAUCAUUAGAUGAAUUACGUAAAUUAAAACCAGAUGAAAUUAAAACUGGAAUAAAAGAAUUUGACAAUAAGGAUAAGCGGAAAAAUAAAAAACCAAAGAAUAAAAUAGAAAGAUCAAAAGAAAGGAAAAAAGAAUUUCUGGACAGAUACAAAUGCUUGAAUUCAAUAUUAAAAGAUAAAAAAUUUAGAGAAAAUCCUCGUGCAACUAUUGCAGAACAUAUAAAAUUUAUUGUUAGUAAUCAAGAAAAAUGAUUUUUUUUAUUUUUCAUUUGCUUACAUAAAUUUUAUUUUUAGAGAAUUCUUAAUUAAUAAAUAUAUUUAAAUAUAAUGAUAUAAUUGAUAAUUGGAAAAACAGUUUCUAGUUUUUUUUUAGUUAAAGAAAAUUUUUGCAAGUAGUUAAAUAACCAAUUUAUAAGGGUUACACCUCUUUAAGCUAUUUUGUCCUUCCACAGAAGCUGCGGUUUAGAAAUUCCAGUUCUAACAUAAAACUUUCAGUGCAUAAACGAAAACCCUCUAUUUUUGCUACGAUGCUUCUCUUAUACAAAAGAUUUAUCGAACACGCUUUAUAAGUAAAAUCUAAAUUGUAGUAAUAAAUAUAUAAUAAGAUUUAAACAAUAAGUGGCGAAUGGCUGCUGUGGCCUUGGGGGGGAUCCUUCCGCCUUAAAAUCUCGGUUCCCUUAAAAUCUAUAAAUUACAAGAUUUUAAUUAGAACUAAAUUUUCGAAAGUUUCCUUACUUUUAAACAAUAAUAUUCGUUCAAUCCUUCAAAGAGUGUACAAACAAAAUAUUAAC